AUGGCUGUCGCACCCUUUGACUACACGGCAAGGAACACGGAGAUCACAAAUUAUUUCGCCACAGACACCCAGACAACGGCCGCUCUGAAUGGAAUCAGGUCAGUCUCUGGGACAGUGGUGACAAACGUCGCCGCUUUUGUGGUUGAAAAGUCAAAGGAGGUUUCCACCCAGGCCCUCAACCUGCCUGCUGUGAUGAAGCAAGUGAUCCUCUUCCUCAAUGGGCUGUUUGGGUUGGUGGACCCAACAACGAACACGCUUCCUGAUGACGGGCCGAAUGCUGAAACGGUAUUGGGACUCGUAGCAUUGUUCGGUCCGAUCACAAACAAAGGCUACGUCGCUGGUACAUUGCAAAUCAAGUACAAGACAAAGAGAUUCUCUAGCCAAGCAGCUGUCAAUGCCUUGAAGUCUUUCUUCGGGGAGCCGAAUACUGCAGGUGGAACGACCCCAUUGCAGAGUCUCGACGUCUCAGACUUGAUUGCCCCUCAGAUAGCACUUUUGUGCUUGUUCCUUCAGGGAGGUCAGACUCUCGACCAAGCAAGGACAUCAAACUGUCUGGUGGCAGAUACCAUCCUCUCCCAAGUUUCUGAAGAGGACAUCGAAGGGUUCCGGAAAAGUUUGAGAAAUGAAACGGUUCUCGAGAGCGCUGUCCGAAAGAACCUUGAGAACAGGCAGAAGAUCAUCCGAGCUGCGUUUGUGGCGACGCUUGCCAUACUCGAUUGUAUGCCAGAGAACGGCGGGAACGAGACAAACUAUCGCGGUCCCGAUCACCUCACUUUCGAGGGCGCGAACGUUGGAGACGCCCUCCCGUGGGAAAGGUUGAUGGAGACGUUGUGGACAUGGUUUGACGAGGGCAGAGCAGUGGGGAUGGCCAUCUGCAUGCUGAGAAGCAGGGUGCAGGACCGAGGGGACGCAUCCUUUGCGGAAUGGGUCCACACUCCCAUCACCACCCUCGCAGCAGGUCUUCCCAAUAGCGAUGGUUUGGAUCCGUCACACCAUCCUCAGGUUUUCUUCCAGUGGUCGGUGGAAGUUGAGGAAUACCUGUUUGGGGUUUAUCAAGGAGAGCGAGACGCCCCUCCGGAAGAAGCAGAAGAAGGAGAGGCUGCUACGUCAUCGGUGGCCCCUCCCAGCGGGGACUCAGUGAGUCUCAUGGGCGAGCCCGAAACUCAGAUCGAGCUUGCCCGGCAUCUCCUGGGGCGGCUCGACCAGGGAGACGCAGCAAUGCUACUGGCUCAGCACGAGACCGCAGAGAACCUCGCCCGACCGCGGGCGCACGACCACGAAGGGAGGCAGCUCGUGAGCCAGCUUCUGGCCGUGCACCUUUGGCACUACCUUCUCUUCGACCGCACUCGCUUUGGGCCCCAGCUCAAGGGCAACUCAAGGGUCCCGGAGAGCUUUCUCCCCCGCCAUCUCCUACGUGAAGUCAGCUCCACCCACGAGCAGAUGUCGGAGUACAAUCGUAUGAUUUCGACCUGUGCAUUGUUCACGGUGCUCCGCUACCUCAUGAGUGAACUGGCACAGACAUUGGAUACGGCACAAGCGGUAGCUCGGUCGGCUCAGCAGGGUCAAGGGGACACGGUGGAUGUGGAGGUUGAAGAUGACGACCACCUGUUGAUGCAGUCCUACAUGCUCACUGACGGGAAGGGAGUUCGUCUUCUACAUCUACGGAUGCUUCGAAUGGGGAUGCCACGCGAUAUGGCUGAAGAUGGGGCUCGGGAAUGGUUCGAUCAGCUGGAGGCGCUCUUUGUGGCGAUUGAGUCGGAUCUGCAGGGAGAUGUGGCUCAGGCUGAGACGAUCGACGUGGAGUGGCUACGGCAAUGGGUGAAUGAGUUCUCCGCCUUUAUUCCAGGGUUCACGGUGCAGACACAGGUGGAGUCACAAACGACAGCUGCAGAUGCGAUGGAAGCCGACCUCGCGCGGCUUGUGGCUGAUGAGGAAAGUGAAAGGGAGUGGCAGGAACAACGAGCACGAGAAGAAGCCGAGGAACGAGACCGACUCGCACAGCAUGAAUGCAGGUCUCUCCAGCAGGAUGCCGAAGCGUACCGCCAGUGGGAGAUGGAACAAGUUCGGGGAGCUAUGGUGAGAUCGGCAGAAGGACCCAGCAAAAGACGUUGUGUUCUCACCAUGGAGGCCGCUUCCGGUUCCAUGGACAAGCCGCGAGUGGUACACACAAUGGCCCUGGAUGUCCCCACCUCGGGCGAGGCUGUCACCUUGACGAUCACGGCUCGAAUGGAACCGGACCCUGAAGAUGUGUCCACUCAACCAGUGGCAGCACCUGCCGAGGAACGGCCAGAGCAGGCACCCAUUGACCUCUCACCGACAUUGUCUCUGCCGGCAGAUAAGACUACUGAGGAUCCAGAGGGGACUACAAAUGGGGAGAUGCCGGAGUUGGAGUUCCAGGAGUACCAGCAUGUUUACCAAGAAUGGCGAACAGGCAAGUUGGGGCUGGAGGAGGUCACCGAGAAAUAUGGGUCGGCAGUGGCAGAGCUGGUGCAGGCACAGUUUGCGGCACAGGCGGAAGAUGACUCGAUCGCUGCCAUUGCAGGUAUGCCUGAAGCCUGCACGUCACCGUUCCCUCCAUAUGACGGGCGAGAGCCAUCGGCUAUGGUGGAUCCAGACGGACCACUCCCACCCUUCAGCUUCUUUGAAUCGAUGUACGGUCAAUGGAAGCAGGGUCUCCGUACAAGUGCCAACAUAGAAGCCAGCUUUGGGCCACAAUGGCUGACCCUCUUUGAAAGAUGGAGGAAAUGUGGAUUGGACUCUAUCUACCCCAUUUUGCCCAACAUCUUGGACAUGAGUCGAGAGGCGAGUGGGACGGGGAUGUCGGUUUCCACAGGGUCUUCCAGGAGGACGGCGAUGAGGAUUCCGUUCAGUGUAGUUCGGCAAGUCUACCACCGCUGGCAGAGAGACCUUAUGAGGGACAGCACAGUCCAAACAAUCUAUGGAGCGGAGUGGCUGCGGCUUUUCCAAUCGCUACGAACAGAGGGACUGGCAGCAGUAUGGCAUCAGAUGAACGACAAGGUUGAGUGGGAUGUGGAUGACCUGUUGGCUCUUACACCGCCGGAAGAUAGUCUGGAGGACGUGGUCACGGUCCAGGGAUCUGGGGUCGAGCAAGGUGUGCCUCCGUUGCCAGCAGAAGCAGAAGCAACCUGUAUGGAUGACACAGUUGGUGAGGGUGCGGAGUUCGAUGGCAAGUGCAACUGA
Symbiodinium sp. CCMP2592 is the source of this 3201-nucleotide messenger RNA. Lineage: Eukaryota; Dinophyceae; Suessiales; Symbiodiniaceae. The record is from the annotation of a GenBank genome assembly.